AUGAAAAUUUAAUUAGAUAAAGACACAUACACUCUCUAGAAAAAAAUAGGUGAAGGUAACUUUGCUACAGUUUAUGCUACUCAGCAUUAAAAUCUUGUAGCCAAAGUGUGCUACAAGUCAAACCCUAAAGCAUUUAAAGCAUUCUAAAUCGAGAUGGAUAUUUUGAAUAAAGUUUAAGGAGAGGGGAUAGUAAAACUAGAGAAAUCUGGCAUCACUCAAUUAUAAGGACAAACAAGUGGAAUAUUGAUUUUAGAAAAUUGUUCGAAGGGAAGUCUGAUAGAUUUAAUGACCACUUAUAUAAACAGAAGACCUCCUGAACAAUUAGUAUUGAUGGUGGCAAGAGACAUAGUCAAAGCCCUAAUACAAAUUCAUUAACUUGGUUAUGUUCAUAGGGAUGUCAAGAUGGAAAAUGUACUUUUAAAUUCUUUAGGUUAUUUUAAACUUUGUGAUUUUGGCAGUGUCACCAAAACAAAAUACUAUAAAAUUGACAAUACUAAUAGGGAUACAAUCAAGGAUGAGAUUGAAGAAAACACGACCCCUUUUUAUAGAGCACCAGAAUAUAUUGAUUUCUAUGCAAAUUACCCUAUUACAGAAAGUGCAGACAUCUUUGCUCUUGGUGUUUUGUUAUUUAUGUUCUGCUUUUAAAAACCUCCCUUUGAAAGUGGCUUAGCAGCAGUCAAUAAUCAUUAUUUCAUCCCAGACUCUCAUGAAUAUUCCCCUAAAUUAAUCCAACUGAUUCAAUCACUCUUCUCUGUAAAUCCAAAGAAUAGGCCAACUGCAUAAGAAUUACUCUAAAGAAUUCAAACUAAUUGGUAAUUGCCUUAGAGAUUCAUAGAAGCAACGAAUUAACCAAUUCCUGUUCCUAAUCUCAAUAAAUAUUUUGCUUCUGUAGACAAUGUUUAUAUUGAGAAGAAGGCAGCUCCACUUGGUUUUUUUGAUUAAGUCAAACGUUAUCUUUUCACUUUAAGCAAGAAAACUGAAGCAUGGGUCAUCCAAAGUACAAGCAAUGAUGAUGACCCUCCAAGAUUAGAAGAUAUAAGAUCUUUAGUUUUUAAAGCAUGGUUAAAGAGAGAGAAAAUACCAAAGUUUUAUCUGGCAAUCUAACAGAAAAUACUAUAACCACAUCCUGAAAAUCAAAGAGUUAUGAUGAAAUUGUCAAUUCUUUUACAUCAAUAUAUCAAAAAGGGUCCACCAGAUGUUUUAUAAGAUUAAAAAUAAAAGAAUCUACCUACUAUUUGGACCAUAAUGAAAAUUUUGACUGAUCUAUAUAAACAAAGAAUUAAGAUUAAUCCUCAAAAUGAAGUAAAAGUUAUUGCAAAUUAUUUUGCAAUCAUAAACAAAAAAUUAAUAAUUUGUCAUGCUAAUAAAAACUUAUUUGAAGGAAGUUAUUCUUUAUCUCCUCUAUUCUUAUCUUUAGAAAGGGGAGGAUUUUGGAAACCGCUUGAAUCUAAACUAAUAGAUGAUUUAUUAAAGUAUUGGUCAGAUUGUUUACUAUUUCUCUCGGAAAUAUUUUAACCAAAUUCUCUCUGGAGGAUUCAGACUUUGAUUAUAAUGCAAAUGGUUGAUGAAACCUAUUCAUUAUUGUCAAUGUUGCUUCAUUUAUGGGUUGCUGUAAAAGAAACUUUGAACACAAGUGAUAAUUUAGAUACAAAUAAAUUAACAGAAUGGAUUUUAAGCGUUGAUUAAAGAUACGAGGAAAACUAUUUGAAAACAAAGAAAUUAUUCGAAAAAUGUUCAACUUUGCCUGAAUUUGCAGAAAUUAAAAGAUUCAUGCCUAAUUUACAACCCGAUGUUAUUAAUUAUAUCUAAUCAGUUGAGUAUUUUAAAGGAAAAACUAAAAUUGAACUCAAUCCUUAAAGAUCUAUACAUGGAAUUAAAAUGCCAGUGAGUUAUUAAGUGACUGUGUAAAAAUUAUAAUAAGUUCUAUUAUCUAUGUCUGACUUUGACAAACCAUAAAAUUAAAAUUAAAUAAAGUCUAAUUUCAAUAGUAAUAAUAAUCAAGAUUUUUUUGCAGAUUUUGGAUUCUUAAAUAAUUAAGGAAGUUUGUAAUCAUCAUAAGAAUAAGUAUAUGAUUAGCCUUGGGUUGAUUUUACAUAAGCAUUUUCAUAAUAGCAAUAAUAAUAGUAAUAAUAAUCGUAAUAGUAAUAAUAAUAAUAAUAAUAAUAAUAAAAACAAUAACAUUAAUAAUAACAAUAGCAGUAACAAUAGUAAUAAUAAUAAUAAUAAUAAUAAUAAUAAUAAUAAUAAUAAUAAUAAUAAUAAUAAUAAUAAUAAUCUCUUCAAUCAUCAUUGAAUAAUUAAUUUAUUUAAUAAGCAGGAAGAGAAUCAAUCUAAACUGAAAUUGACCCAUAAAUGCUUUCAUAAAUUAUUUUUAAAAUAAAUGAUGAUAAGUAGUAAGAUAAUAAUCUCCAAGAUUACUUAAAAAUGUAAUAAGCAUAAUAAGUUUAAUCUCAAAUUUUUAAUUAAAAAUAACAAGAAAAAUCAAAAAUAAUUGAAGUAACAAAUUUACUUGAUGUUCAUGAUGAUAACGUAGUUCCUAUAACAUAGAACAAUGAACCAUUUGACCUUAUUAACUUUGAUGAUAAACCUCAUUAGGCAUAACAAAAUUCUUUUCUAUUACCAAUUGACAUCAAUUUUACUUAAAUUGCAAAUCAAGAUUAAAAAGAAGGGAAAGGGCAGACAUAAAACAUUUCUUAAUAAUAAUAGCCCCAAGGAUUUUAAUAGUAAAUGCAUUAAUAAAACAUAUACCAGCAGUAAAUACCUUAAAUGCAUCAAUAGAGUAAUUAAUAAUAAAACAUUGUAAUUGAAGAUGAUGAGGAGGAUCUUAUCCCUAUGUCAUAUGAUAAUUUUCCUUAAUAAAAAUAAGAGAUGAAAUAAUAAGUACCACAAAACUUGGCUUAAUCUAUAAAUCCAACUUUCAACUUAACGCCUAUUAGAUAGAAAAUACACUCUUAAAUUUUGGAACAUGCCAAUGAAAUAAUUGAUGGCGAAGUCGAUAUCAGUGAUUUCAUUAUAUAAUACCACGAAUUAGUAUUUUAUGAGCAAAUAGCAUCAGGAGGAUCUGGAGUGGUGUAUCGUGGAAAGUACAAAAAUUAAAUAGUAGCAAUAAAGGAUAUUGAUAUAAAUGAAAAGGAUGAAUAAAAGAUGAAAGAAUACAAGAGAGAAAUAGUUACUUUGGUAAAAGUGAGGCAUCAUUAGAAUUUAGUUUGUUUAAUCGGAAUUACUUUCAAUUAAAAUAAAUUAUAUAUAAUCACCGAGUUUUGCUCAGGUGGUUCUCUCUUUGAUUUGAUUCAUAGAAAUAGGGAGACCAAUAUUGAUUAAUUAACGAAAUUGAAAUUAAGCUUAUUUAUAGCUGAGGGAAUGGCCUACAUUCAUAAAUUAGGAUUUAUGCAUAGAGAUCUGAAAUCAUUAAACAUUUUGUUAGAUCAACCAUUUAGUGCUGACUCAAACAUAAAGAUUGCAGAUUUUGGUUUGGCGAGAACAGCUUUGGAAAAGACUGAGUGGAUGACAGCUGUUGUUGGAACAUUUCACUGGAUGGCUCCUGAAGUCUUUCGAGGGGAAAUGUACACAAACAAAGCUGAUGUCUAUUCCUAUGGAAUUGUUUUAUAUGAAAUAUUUUCAAGAUAGAUUCCAUAUAUGAAUAUUGCCAAUCCAAUGCAAAUCAUGAGGGCUGUGACAGAGCAAAAUUAAAGACCUGAUCUUUAAUUUGAAUGCUAAUAGGAAAUGAAAGCAUUAAUGGCCUAGUGUUGGCAUCCUAAUCCUGAUCAGAGGCCUACAUUCGAAUAAAUUAUUAAUAAUUUACAAAGUUUAUGA
Molecule: messenger RNA, 3813 nt
Organism: Paramecium tetraurelia
Lineage: Eukaryota; Ciliophora; Oligohymenophorea; Peniculida; Parameciidae
Exons: 7
Biological process (GO): protein phosphorylation
Molecular function (GO): protein kinase activity; ATP binding
Source: RefSeq, a predicted model, not a curated record